AACUUCUUGCUACAUUUCAGUUGUAGGGUGCCGCUAACUCAGAUCAUUGUCCGCCAUUGAACUUCUCUUUCUUUCUUCCCUCUGCCCAAUGUUGUCUCUCUUCUGCAAUUUCUACCUGUAAAAUAAAAUGCUGCGGAACCUUCAGACACGUCGUCGCGGUUCCUGUGGCGCCUACUUUUGCGCCUUCGCCGCCGCUUUGCUGCUUCUAUUUUCAGUCUCCCUCCUCUACACUCGCCUUUCUCGCUCUCAGUCACACACGUACUCUCCUCACAUGUAUCCAAAAUCCCUAGGCAACAUUCUGGUCUCUGAUUCAGAUGACGACAGCGACAUUGUUUUGGGCACUACUACCACCGACGAGGACAAGAUCGAUGAGCUCGAUUUUGUGGAUGAGGACCUCCAAUCUAGGGCAUCUGGCGACGAGGAUUUGGGAGAGGAUGAAGAUCAAUCUGAUCAGGUCAGGGUUUCUGGAUUUUAUUUUGACCAUGUUAGUGGGGCUAUUAGGAAGAUUUUUGAUAACAAACGUUCGAUCGAAGAUUGGUCUGAUGACACUUCUGGUUUUCCUAUCGGAUUAGGUGAAGAAGAUCGCAGUAAAGCUGCGUUUGGCUCUGAUGAUGUGCCGGUUGAUGAAGAGGUGAGGAGGAAAGCAAGUGAAAUGACUGGGAUCGAGGACGCGCUUUUGUUAAAGGUGGGUGGAAGUGUUUCGCCCUUAAGAGAUGGGUGGGGAGAUUGGUUCGAUAAGAAGGGCGAUUUUUUGCGGAGGGAUAGGAUGUUUAAGUCCAACUGGGAAGUCCUGAAUCCGCUGAACAAUCCCAUUUUGCAAGAUCCGGAUGGUCUUGGUGUGGCCGCGCUAACAAGAGGUGAUCGAAUCGUUCAGAAAUGGUGGAUGAACGAGUUUAAAAGAGUCCCGUUUCUUGUUAACAAGCCGUUAGGCGUUACACGGAAGGUCUUUAAUACGGAAGUAGAAAAUGGCAGUGUGGACGCAAGUAUCAAGAAGAGCGGGAGCCUAAGUAGUCAGACUGAUGUAAACGUAAUGGACACUGGUAAGGAAACUUUAAACGUGAUCGGAACUUCAGAUGAACACGCCGGAAAUAACCUUUCGAGGAAAAAAGUUAUCAAUAGGAGUACUAAGAACGAGAAGAGUCGGGAUAGAAGCGCAGAAAACGCUGAUGUAGUAGAUAAAGUAGUUUUUACGAAGGAUGCAGGAUCUAAACUGAGGGUCGUGCCUCAAAUUUUUACUAGUAUAUAUGCAGACGGCAAGCGAUGGGGUUAUUAUCCUGGUCUAUAUCCGCAUCUGUCAUUUUCUCAUUUUAUGGAUGCAUUCUUCAAGAAAAAUAAAUGCGAUAUGAGAGUUUUUAUGGUUUGGAACUCACCUCCUUGGAUGUUCGGUGUUCGGCAUCAACGUGGGCUAGAGAGCGUGUUCUCGCAUCAUCAAAAUGCAUGCGUUGUUAUUUUCUCGGAGACAAUUGAGCUUGAUUUCUUCAAAGAUAACUUUGUGAAAAAUGGUUACAAAGUUGCGGUUGCUAUGCCAAAUCUUGAUGAAUUACUGAAGGAUACACCAACCCAUAAAUUUGCUUCUAUCUGGUUUGAAUGGAAAAAGACAAAGUUCUAUUCUACUCAUUACAGUGAGCUUGUUCGUUUGGCUGCUUUAUACAAGUAUGGUGGAAUCUAUCUUGAUUCUGACAUUGUAGUCUUGAAACCUCUAUCUUCGCUUCACAAUUCUGUUGGGAUGGAGAAUCAGCUUGCUGGAAGUUCUUUGAAUGGGGCAGUAAUGGCAUUUAGAAGGCAUAGCCCCUUCAUAAUGGAGUGUCUGAAAGAAUACUAUUCGACUUAUGAUGAUAGAGGUUUUAGAUGGAAUGGGGCUGAGCUCUUGACAAGAGUUGCAAAGAGGUUUUCCAGCGAAGUGCCUUCAGAACAGUUUGAGUUGAAUGUGCAGCCGUCUUUUGUAUUUUUUCCCAUUGCUUCACAGAAUAUCACUAGAUACUUUGCGGCACCAGCAAGUGCAACCGAAAAAGCUCAACAGGAGGGUUUGCUGAAGAAAAUCUUGAAAGAGUCGGUGACAUUUCAUUUCUGGAACAGCGUGACAUAUUCCCUCAUUCCCGAGUCCGAGAGCCUCGUGAGCAGACUCCUCGAACAUACUUGUAUCAGAUGUUUCGAUGUAUUGUGAAUUUCUCUAUCUAGACACCUAAUAUUUCCCGGAAGUGAUCAAAGUAAGAGCAUAGUUGAUCGAGUUUUUGUAACUUAAUAGUGUGGUUGGGCUUGGCAUAGCAAUUCUAUUUCUUUGAUCCUCGUGCUUUUAGAUACAUCCAUAUUAGGUGGAUCCGUGUUUUCAGCCCUCUUUUAUUUUUUUUAUUUUUUUUAUUUUUUUUUAUUUGCAACUCUGUUUUGUAUACGUGUACACAUUUAACCAUCUUUUGCUCUGUGCUCUUAUUUCCAUUAUAUAUAUAUAUAUAUAUUAAGCAA
Messenger RNA from Benincasa hispida (wax gourd), 2460 nucleotides. RefSeq names its product alpha 1,4-glycosyltransferase family protein. The record is from RefSeq and is a predicted model, not a curated record. NCBI's taxonomy places the organism in Eukaryota, Viridiplantae, Streptophyta, Magnoliopsida, Cucurbitales, Cucurbitaceae.